This is a messenger RNA of Cryptococcus wingfieldii CBS 7118, 2439 nucleotides long. Its product is annotated as exocyst complex component EXO84. Gene Ontology annotation, biological process: Golgi to plasma membrane transport; intracellular protein localization; exocytosis. The record is from RefSeq and is a predicted model, not a curated record. Gene Ontology annotation, cellular component: exocyst. Bases 1 to 2439 code for a protein of 812 amino acids. The transcript has 8 exons. Lineage: Eukaryota; Fungi; Basidiomycota; Tremellomycetes; Tremellales; Cryptococcaceae.
AUGGCUUCCCUACGUCGCCCCUCCGCCGCGCCGCCCCGUGGGUCCAACACCGGCCCCAUCCAGAGUGGCCCCCGCCCACCUCUGCCAAAUGGCAACCAGAAACAGAAGCGCAAGUCCAAAGUCGGGGACAAGAUCAAGAAGCGUCUGAGUAUGCGCUAUACCGAUAACCAGUCAUUCUCCAUCGCCCCGCCUAUGCCCAGCCAGCCAGAUUACCUCGACAACGAUCCUUAUGGCGGCAUGGAAGAGCUUCCCCCCGACGAUGGUGCCGGCGGGACCAUGUUCAACGAAUACGGAUCACCGGAGUUUAACGAAUCUGCUUUCACCCAGCCUCUGCGCGUUACCGACCGCUCCAGCGAUAGGCAAGAACACCUCGCCGAUGAAGGCAUCAGGAGGAGGGGAGCGACAGAUGCGACGGCGAAUGAAGAGUGGGACUUGACGCAGUUGGGGGACGAAAAGCUGGACUUGCAAGCUUAUGUGAAGAAGGUGUUGACGGGGGCAGACGAAGAAGAGAAGAAGAGGCUGAAGGCGGCGCUGCUGAGGGAGAGGCAGUCGAAUAAGAAGGAAUUACAGCGAUCAGUCUUCAAGCACUAUGCCGAGUUUGUGACAAUCUCCAAGGAAAUAUCGACACUAGAGAACGACAUGCUGGAACUCAAGGAGCUGCUAGGACAGUGGAAAGAUCUGCCUCAACUGAUGGGUAUGGAAGACACCCUUGCCCCCACCCUUGACAAGAACGUCGAGCGCAAACGCACCCAACGAAACUCGGUCCUCGACCUCCAAAACCUCUAUCGUACGCAGCUCACCCAACUCUGGUCCAUCGUCGAAGGCUCCCAGAAAUAUCUUCCUGUCGUCCCGGGCAGACAUUUGGUGUUUGAAUCACACAAUGUCAUUGAACUCAACGCUGCGACUUACAAGCCAAAGCAGAGCUGUAGCAUGUUCCUGCUGAGUGAUGUGCUACUGAUAGCUGGCAAGAGACGGAUGAAAGGCGGAGGGAGCGCGGAGGUGGGCACGCAGGAUAAAGAGAAGGAGAGGGGCAGGUUGGUCGCGGAGAGGUGUUGGAACCUGUCGGAACUGGUUAUUGUGGAUGUUAAGGAUGGUGGUGAUUUGGUCAAUGUCAUCAAGGUGCAGAGAGGCAAGGAAUACUGCGUCUACAAGACCAACAAGUCCGACGAGAAGAGAGCCAUCUUGAGCGCUUUCAAGCAGAUUUCGCGAGAACUCAAUGAGAAGAAGCGAAAGGAUAAUGAAAAGGAGCAAGAAAGAAGAAAGACAAUGUGGCUGGGUGGAAAUGAUAAGGGUGGGGAUAGUUUGUCUGUCAUGGGAACCCCAGGACGAGCCUUGUCGACGAUCGGUCUAUCCAUGACAAACUCAAAAGACCUUCGUUGGAUUGAUGAGUUUGGAGAUGACCUGACGAUGGCUAUCGCCACCAGAGACUGGGAGAAGGCUUUGGCACUCGUCGAAAAGGGACAAGCGCUGGCAAAGACGAUCGAAUCUGAUCCUUCGGCCCACGCUCUGAUCACCACCCGACUCGACCAGCUCGUGCCCACUUUCGUCUCGUCCCUGUGCCACGACCUUUCCUCGCCGAGCCUCCGCAAAACCGCUUCCGCCCGCUUGAUUUCGCUCUUGAUCCAACUCGACCGCUCAGAACUCGCCCGAGACACGUUCUUGAAAGCUAGACGCGAAAUCAUGAUGCGGCGUGUGAGGAGCAUCAAAUGCGAGGGUGAUAUCAGCAGCUAUAUCAAUGAGCUGGCGGUGGUAUGUUUCACCAUUGUGAGACAUACGAGCGAUUGGUAUAUGAACGCGUUCAAAGAGUCGCGCAUGGCGUCCGGUUUUGUCACAUGGGCCAAAGAACAAAUUGAGACGUUCGUCGACCUUUUUAGACGCCAGGUUGAUGUUCCCGACGUCGACCAGAGCGUGGUGGACGAGUGUCUGCAUGUGACCGCUUCUCAGAAUCGCAAGCUGUUACGAGAUGUCGGACUCGACUUUACCUUUCUUCUCACCAGUCUACUCCAACCCUCCGCUGGCGCGCAAACAUACUUUGCCAUCACCUCACCUCACCCGUCCUCCACUCCUGUCUCAGGAAGAUCCCGAGACCAGACCUUCUCCGCCUACUCUGCUUUGUCCGACAGCACUAGCCGUCCAUCCAUAGCGCGCGAUAGGUCCAACUCUGGCUACACUACUAGUCCGACCAAGAUACGGGAGAGGUCGACAUCGGGGGCGAGUCGUGUGGCGCGAGAGAGAAGCGGAAGCUCAGUCCAGCAGAGUGUACCGCCCCUCAAUUUGGGAAGAUCGCUUCCACCGGCUGGGAGUGGUGCCAAUGGGAAUGGAAUGGGAAUGGACAAUGGAAGACAGACGCCAAGUGCACAGGGAUCACCAAGCCUACCACCUAGAAGCGAGAGACGGGCAAAGGCGGUGCCCAAAACGAAUAUGGAAGGGUUUUUAUAG